This is a messenger RNA of Gaeumannomyces tritici R3-111a-1, 1602 nucleotides long. RefSeq lists its product as hypothetical. The coding region runs from base 747 to 1391 and encodes 214 amino acids. The transcript has a single exon. The record is from RefSeq and is a predicted model, not a curated record. NCBI's taxonomy places the organism in Eukaryota, Fungi, Ascomycota, Sordariomycetes, Magnaporthales, Magnaporthaceae.
CCCACCUUUCCCAGCACCACGGUUUCGAGCCAUCGCCGUUCAGGGGCCCCCGUCGCCUUCGCUUGAUAGACCGCACACUGGUGAAAGCAGGCACCAAAUGGAUACAGUGGGUAGGCAGGUACUUUUGAAUUUCUCAUGCCCAGACCCUACCUAGGUACAUUUAUGUCGUUCGGAAUGCGCUGUCCCAGCAACCGCAAAGGAUCUCUCCAGCUUUGAUCCCGAUAUGAUUCACAAGGGACAAAACAUGUAGCCGCCUGCCCUUCUGUUUAAAAUUGCCCUUGUCGCCAGGCACACGCUCUGCAGAAGCGAAAUCGGUUGCGGUGUUGGUUUCAAGGGGCCAUCGUCAAUGUCUCUGUCGUCUCAUCUCGACAUUUGGCUCCCCCGCCCCUCAACCAUGCUCAGAUCUCCUGUCACAGUCGAUCAACAGGGGCCCGCAUGUUGGCUCGUGCGACCAUCCUCGGCUUCCUCCCGAGUCGGUUCGCCCUGGAGCCACACCGUUGCCGCCAGGCCGCCGGGUCUGGCUGAGUGGCCUUGCAGCGGAGCCGCAGCCUGUCCCAAAAUAGGAUCGUGAGCCUCAGUUGACCCGGUGCCCUUCGACCCUCUUGCGAAAUGUGCGGUCUCGUGUGCCUACCUCCCUCACACUUGGCGGUCAGGGGGGGCGACCCCAGUGGCACCAUAAUCGCAAAAGCCCAGAAUCACGAGCCCUCGUCGCGUUCGUAGUAUAAAGAUGGGCUUUGCUCUCUCCCAUGGUUCACUGUUUUCUUCCUUCCUCACGCCGCCGGUCAUCCAACAAAUACUCCAUCCAUUCUUUUCAUUCUCAGUGCAGUGCACUUGUUCGUUCUUUUCUUCGCAUACCUCUUGCCUUGUCACAAGACUUUCCACUGCUUCUCAGCAUACCAUCACUUCACCAGUCAUCCAAGAUGCAGUUCACCGCCUCGCUCCUCGGCGUCGUGGCCAUGGCCGUCUCGGUCAGCGCCCACGGCAAGCUCGCCAGCCCCGCGGCGUUGCCCAACACGACGCCGUUCCAGAACAUCCGCAUCCCCGACAACGGCUGCGGCCAGGGCGUCGACGUCUCGGGCCGCCCGACGGCCACCUUCAAGGCCGGCAGCACCGCCAGCAUCACCUGGAACAUCAACAACGGCGACGGCGGCGGCCCGCUCAGCGUCAAGUUUGACACCACCGGCAAGGGCACCAGCUUCAAUGCCGUCGCCACCGUAACCAAGAACCUGGCCGGACAAAACGGCGGCAUCCCCAACAGCUUCCCCCGCGGCGACCACAAGAUCGAGGUCACCAUCCCCAACGUCAAGUGCGAGCGCUGCGUGCUGCAGGUCAAGCAGGCCCUCAACGGCAGGGAGGGCUUCGGCUCCUGCGCCGUCGUCACCAUCAACUGAUCGGUCCCCGGUCAACGAGCUUGCGUCUCUGAGCUGCCGGUGACAGGCAGCAAAGACAGGACGGACUAUACCAGGGGGUGGGCAGAUGCGAUUUGCAAAGAUGGCAUAGGCUCAGGGAUGGACGUAUGUCGGCUUCAACCUUUAAAUUUCUUGUACAUAUGUCUGGUUUGCUCAGCUCGGCCUGUAACAAUACCAUUUACUUUCCCACAAA